AUGUUGAUGCCCACCUUAGUUCUAUGGGAUGCAGGAUAUCAUUUAUAUACUUAUGGAUCCAUCUUCAUUAUUGUAUUAAUUAUUUGGCACAUGAAAAGGAGUCGUGGAGGGUUAAGGUUGGAACCUAUCAAGAACUGUUGCAAGUGUCACCGAAGAGUCAAACAAAGGCCUAGAGACAGAACAUCAAGAGUUAUGAGAACAUCCAAAGAAGAAGCUGAGAAGUUUCAGAAGCUGCUCUCUACCAUGAAAAGCCAGGGCUGGCUUCCUCAGGAGGGAAGUGUGCGGCAGCUCUUGUGUGCAGAUCCCUCCUGCAAAAUCUGCAAUGCUGUGGCUCUGGAGAUUCAGCAAUUGUUGGGAUUUGAGAACAAAAAGCCCUCCCCUAUUUUACUGAGGCCGUCACAGAGCUCUUCUUGCCUGGACACACUGUCUACAUCAAAAGUGAUGUUUGAGAAGAGUCAGGAGCUUUCCUCCCAGCACUCCAGAAACCUUUCAGUGGUAUUUGGCCAAACAUCAUCACAGUUAACAGGUCAGAAAUUGUCAACUCAGUCAGCUGCCCCAUCAACUGAUGAUGCCAACGUCCAGUGUUACAAUUCUGACCAUAAGCGAAAGCAGGGAUUUCAAGGGUCUAAAGUGUCCCAGGAUGCAGGUUCUCAGUCUUCUUCAAGUCUUGAAGAGCCUGGGGCUCCUUCAAAACAGCAAAAGAGGAGGAAGAACAAUACCUCAAGUGUCUCAAAGCAAAAAGCUCCAGAAGUUGAAGUGGAAAAUAAGAUGACAUUCUUUUCACACUGGAUUAACCCUGAAUUGAAAUGUGAAAGGCACGAAGAACCCAUUCUCCUCUCUAACUCCGAGACAGUGGCCAAACCCAGGACGAAAGAGGUUGAGAAGAAUCAAGCUUCUAAAGACCAAGAGGAUGAAGCUAACACGGAAAAGACGACAAAACACCCUAAAGACCAAGCUCUCCCUAUUAAGAACAUGUGA
Molecule: messenger RNA, 978 nt
Organism: Nannospalax galili (Upper Galilee mountains blind mole rat)
Lineage: Eukaryota; Metazoa; Chordata; Mammalia; Rodentia; Spalacidae
Gene: Spata31f3
Product: family with sequence similarity 205 member C
Exons: 5
Coding region: 1-978 (325 amino acids)
Source: RefSeq, a predicted model, not a curated record